Molecule: messenger RNA, 1228 nt
Organism: Phyllotreta striolata
Lineage: Eukaryota; Metazoa; Arthropoda; Insecta; Coleoptera; Chrysomelidae
Source: the annotation of a GenBank genome assembly
CGAACAUGGAUAUCCUUCAGCAGGCGAGGUUCUGGUUCAAAAAGAUGGUACGGUACCGCGCGAGGCGGUUAUUAAACGGUACGGGGAGCCGAUCGGGCGACAGUGGUACCGUCUUCGCCGGCCGGAGCAGUUGGGAUCGUUCGCAGAAGACGAAAUGGCCGAGUACGCGAGGAUCUUAGGUGUGCUGGUUGGGUUGUCGUGCGUGCUGGGAUCGCUUUGCGGAGCUUCCCAAAUGCAGAAAGGCCUCUUGGCCAAUUUGAAGGAAACUUUAGCCCCCAAAUUGGGCAAUUUAGCCAGCAAUCGCCCGCCCCCGCGCCACGACACGCCCGCCUCCCCUUGUCAUUGCACUUGCGGCGAGAAGAACGAGGAUAGCAGGAUAGUCGGGGGCAGGCCUACCAACGAAAACGAAUUCCCCUGGAUGGCCAGACUGUCAUAUUUCAACAGAUUCUACUGCGGAGGGAUGCUCAUCAACGACAGAUACGUUUUAACAGCCGCCCAUUGCGUCAAAGGAUUCAUGUGGUUCAUGAUAAAAGUGACCUUCGGCGAGCACGACAGAUGCAACGACAACAAACGACCGGAGUCCAGGUUCGUGCUCAGAGCCAUCGCGGGCGCCUUCAGUUUCCUGAACUUCGACAACGACAUCGCCCUGCUGAGGCUCAACGACAGGGUGCCCAUCACGCAGUUCAUCAAACCGAUUUGUUUGCCGAAGAACAAAGAUAAUCUCUACGUGGGUGCUAUGGCGACGGCUUCCGGUUGGGGAACGCUGAAGGAGGACGGAAAACCCACCUGCAUCCUGAACAAAGUCGAUGUGCCGGUGAUUUCGAACGAGGAAUGCAGGAGAACUAAUUAUUCGGUCAAUAUGAUAUCGGAUAACAUGCUGUGCGCUGGUUACCCGCAAGUGGGGCAAAAGGAUUCUUGUCAGGGAGACAGCGGUGGUCCGUUGAUCACCAAGAAACCCGACUCUCGAUACGAAUUGAUCGGCGUGGUUUCCUGGGGUAACGGCUGCGCUAGGCCGGGAUAUCCUGGUGUUUACACCAGAAUCACCAGAUACUUGGACUGGAUACUCCAGAACUCUCAGGACGGAUGCUUUUGUCAAGACUGAAUUAAUAGCUUACUAGAAUAAAUUUAUCUCAUAGUUAUUUCACAAUCCAGUAACGCGCAACAAUUGCGCUUCUAAUUUAUUGAUUAUAGUUUUAUUAUCGUAUAGACUGUGCUGUAGUAAACCGUC